AUGGCUUCGCCUACAUAUAAUGUUGUUUCUUCAUGCCUCCUGAUGGAGAAUCAUAUCUCAGCUGGAGUUCUCGAUAGCGCCGAAGGAUUUACCGCUUUCGCGACUCCAGCUGGCAACCUUGUGCUGCUUUCAAUCGGCAGCGAUGCCAUCUUUCGCGCCUCGGUUGAGAUAACUGGAUCCCAGACUGGAUGGACAGUGACCGACAUAAGCACCUUGCUGGCGAAUCAAUACCCGGCUGGUACGACUUUGAGUGCUGGAUACUUUGCCUCUUCCGAAUCAGGACCAGACCGCCAUAUUUCCAUCUUGCUCAGUGUCACAGCCAAAACAAAUGGUAGUGGCAACAGUGUCGAUGAGGUCUGGCUCCUCACAGGACCGUCAGCUACGGAUGCCUCAGUGUGGUUACAAAACGGCUCCAUCUCUUUUACCAAGCUGCCAUAUGAUGCUAUUCCCUCGCCGCCCAUACAUGGAAUCACUGCCGCUACACUGAAAGUAACGGGAUUGUACGCUGAAACAGGACUCUUGCCAACUGAUCCGACACUUUCUCUCGCUACAGUCGCUGAUCCAGACGCACCAGGCGAGUUGCGCUGUUUCUUACUAAGCCCAACUGCCAGCACGGGUGCAACAAAAUGGAGCUACUAUGCACAAGAGCAGGAUGUUGGUGUUGGUGGACUGAGCAUUGCCCCCGGACGAAUUAGGUCAGAUUUCUACUCAUGGGGUCUGUACAAGAUGUACCAGCUCGACGGCACGCCUUCUUUGACCUACCUUCCAACAGAAGGCACGUUUGGGCCCCCAGAUGCGACUAUAUUCACAGUACCCAGUGGGGCAUCUACUAUAGCAACUCUCGUAUAUCAGCCACCAGGUGUCACUGCUUCCUACACAGAUCUAUUUGUUGCUGCUGAUGGGUACAUUGCCUAUUUUCCCUAUAACCAGGGUCCUCCGCACGAACCCAUUCAACUCGUCAUAAGUAGCUUGAUAGUUGGAGUAACUCAACUUCAUGCUGUCACUUGCGGCGAUCAAGCUUUUAUCUGGGGUCUCAAUGGAGCUGGACAACUGUUCUACACGGCCGCUCCUUUAGCUGAGCGAGCCAUGCCAUCUGCAUGGAAGAGCCCUUUACCAUUGCUAGGCAACGUAUCGGACAUUACAGCCGUCACCAGCAGUUCCGACUACGCCAUCGACUUGUUUGCAGUAGCCCCUCUGAGCUCUACCACUGCCACUAGCAAUAGUGCCGUUGGCAACGGUCUUGUUCGCCUUAGUCGCAACGCCAGCACUGGUGCCUGGCUUAACAGUGUUCACCCAAUGCCAACCACGAUGGACUGUAUUACAAUCAAAACUUACACCACACAUUGUCUCGUGGAAGAUUCUAACAAUAUCCCGCAGCCGCUGGUGGCAUUAACGGCUACUGCAUCGGCGGAUUGCUCACUCAUCAUCAAUGGAUCUGCGCAGCCGGUAUUUGCUGGAGAGACCUUCGACAUGAUCACCGACUAUAGCGGUUACGUCAACAUAAUUCAUGCUGUUUCUAGCCUGGCUACACCAAGCUUCGUUUUGACGCUGGUAGGAGGUGAGACCUUCAACAUCGACCCCAGCGGACAGGUGACUACGGCACUCAGCAACAUCACGUCCUCCGAUCUCGCCAAUGCGACUUAUGUUGAUGCAAAUGGCCAGACCCAGAAUCUUGUUGCUGCUGGUACAAGCGCUGAGGCCGUCUCCGGAGUUACGCAGGGCCUCCAGACGAUUUCCACACAUUUGCCAAAGUUGCCGCGGGUAGCAGCCUUUAAUGCCAGAGCAAAACAGGUUAAGCUUCAGUCUCAAGAUAAUGAUGUGUUAUCGGAUCUCGGAGACAUUGUUCAGUGGAUCAUUAACGUGGUUGACGACGUUGCAGAGAUGGUUUUCGAGGUGGUAGGCGAUGUGAUCCAUUUUGUCGUCACCAUCGGCGAGUCAGUCAUCAAAGCCGUCAUCAAAACUGUAGAAGAUGCCCUGAACGCUAUUACUGCACUGUUCAAGUGGAUAGGGGCUGAAGUCGAGGCCGUUUUCAGAUGGCUGGCCUUUGUGUUCAAUUGGUCGGACUUUGUCACCGUCAAAAAUCUGCUAAAGGAUAUAGUCAACCAGGCAAUUACCUCCUUUAUUAGCAUUGAGAAUCAGGUCAAGGUUGCUGGAGAUGAUUGGUUUUCGAAAGUGAAGGCAGAUAUAAUCCCAAACCUGACUAGCACCAAAAUGGCAAAACCAGGUGAUGUGUCUGUACAAGAGGCAUGGUCUAGCCAUCAACCACCUCCGCCCCCUAUUGGGCCGCACCAGGUCGAUUUGCGCAGCGAUCCUCGAGUUGGGUGGUUGAAGAGUCGGAUGGAAGCGGACCCGACAACUACGACACAUGCCACGAAAAGCAAUAAUAUGACAAACAUCGACCCUGUACUUGAAGCUUUGAAUACUUUAAUGCAGGACGUGGGGAAGGCUUUCGUCACAGUAUUCAGCGAUAUCCAGAAUCUACUCGACGGAAAGGUGUCAGCCUUGGGAUUCUUCGACGCUAUACUUGAGGCAGCAGAAUUGCUAGGCCUUGACGCACUCCAGGCUGUAUUUGAUUCCUUCAUGUCGAUCAUGGGUACGGUCGUUUCUCUCAUACAGGAGGGACUCAACAUGCAUCUCGAGAUACCAAUCGUGUCGCCGCUUUAUCGUCUCGCUACCGGCAAUGACUUGACUUUAUUGGACCUCGCUUGCUUUCUUGGUGGCAUAGCCAUCAACGUCAUCUAUAAGAUAGCAUAUGAUCAGAGUCCAGUUGAAGUAAUGCCACAAGUCAUGUCUCCAGCAACUGUGGCUCAAGAUAUCACCACUAUGCUCAGCCCAACAGCAUCUUCAGCACUCGUGGUUGAUGGCGUUGACGAUACACUAGGAGCCAAAAAUGCAAUAGCGGGCAUUCUGUUCAUUCUCGAAGGCUUAACACUACCUAUCAAUACCUACUACCGAUUCAAGAAGAAGUAUGGGCCUGCAAACGUAUUUUACAGCGUCUGUAUGGUUACAAGGACGCUACGCGUGCUUCUCAACUAUAGCAUAGCAAAGGAGAGGGGAUUAUAUCGCGAUUGGCGCGUAUGGGAGUCUGCUUUCACCAUAUUGUGGACCACGAUUCUGCUUCUGGUGCUAGGAUUGUCCUACGAGAAUCCUGACGCUGACUUGAUAUGGUUUGGUGACGGGUUUACCUCAAUGAUUGUGGGCAUUUGGCAGGAUAUCGCCUUCGGUCAACGUAAGAUGAAAUGCUACCUGAGUGUGGCUUGCGAUUCAUUUUGCAACGAGCUCAAGAUGGUGGACGUAAUUACUGUGGUACUUAAGAUGCCUUAUCAGGCUAAGUUUGCCCUCGGGACUGACUUUGCUAGUAUCUUCAAUGGUGAUCUUUAUUUUAACAUAAUUCGCAUCAUGAGAGCUAUUUGA
This is a messenger RNA of Fusarium subglutinans, 3414 nucleotides long. RefSeq lists its product as uncharacterized. Lineage: Eukaryota; Fungi; Ascomycota; Sordariomycetes; Hypocreales; Nectriaceae. The record is from RefSeq and is a predicted model, not a curated record. The coding region runs from base 1 to 3414 and encodes 1137 amino acids. The transcript is spliced from 2 exons.